ACCGGAUCUUCUUACCCUUAAAAUAACGACUUUGUCCGAUUGCCAUGCUCUCUGCUCUCACUCUCUCUCCUACAAUUACUAAUUCUAUCUCUUCCUCUGUUCAUUCUCUGUCAUAAUUCUUCCAUUUCUCUCGCUCUCGCUCUCUCUCUCUCCCAAUCCACACCAUACAAUAUAGCCUUCUCUUUCCCUGAAUUCACAAAUCUCAUAAAGAAAUCCAAUCCACUCUUCUCUAUAAAGUUAUAAGAGAGAGAAACCCCCCCCCAUACACUGCAAUUAUUCACUUUUCUUCCCUUUUCUUACUGUAUCAUCCUCCUUUCUAUCCCUUUAUCACACCACCUCUGCAACCUCGUCCUUUCUUAUUCCUCUCUCCUUUUCCCUACAUUAUUUCAUCAUACUUCUCGUUGUUACGCUCGCAGAGUGAUUUCUGGCAGGUUCUGUACACUUUCAAAAUAGCAGAUAGCUGGAGUUUUAAACAAUACAAUUCUGAAUUUUCUGUAAAAAAGUCUGUUAUAAAGGAGGACCUUUGGCAAUGUCUAGCUCAACAAAAGCUUUCGAUCCUGCAUUUCAGGGAGUGGGUCAGAAACUAGGGACUGAAAUUUGGCGAAUUGAGAAUUUUCAGCCUGUUCCACUGCCAAAGUCUGAUUAUGGAAAAUUCUACAUGGGUGAUUCUUACAUUGUUUUGCAGACAUCACCUGGCAAAGGGGGUGCAUAUCUGUAUGACAUACACUUUUGGAUUGGAAAAGAUACAAGUCAGGAUGAAUCUGGGACAGCAGCUAUCAAAACUGUUGAACUAGAUGCAGUUCUUGGAGGACGUGCUGUUCAGCACAGAGAAAUACAAGGCCAUGAAUCUGACAAAUUUCUUUCCUACUUCAAACCUUGUAUCAUACCAUUGGAAGGAGGCGUUGCAUCUGGAUUCAAAACACCUGAGGAAGAAGUUUUUGAAACACGAUUGUAUAUCUGUAAGGGAAAACGUGUUGUCAGAAUGAAGCAGGUUCCUUUUGCUCGCUCUUCACUGAAUCAUGAUGACGUGUUCAUCUUAGAUACUGAGAAAAAGAUCUAUCAGUUCAAUGGUGCAAAUUCCAAUAUCCAGGAAAGGGCCAAGGCAUUGGAAGUAAUUCAGUUUUUGAAGGAAAAGUAUCAUGACGGGAUAUGUGAUGUUGCAAUUGUUGAUGAUGGAAAAUUGGACACUGAGUCAGAUUCCGGUGAAUUUUGGGUUCUCUUUGGUGGUUUUGCUCCAAUUGGAAAAAAGGUUAUUAGUGAAGAUGAUGUUGUCCCAGAGAUGAUGCCUGGUAAACUAUAUAGCAUCAUUGAUGGUGAAGUGAAGGCUGUGGAAGGUCAAUUGUCCAAAGGCCUGUUAGAAAACAACAAAUGCUAUCUACUUGACUGUGGUGCUGAGGUAUUUAUUUGGGUUGGCCGUGUGACACAAGUGGAGGAGAGAAAAGCUGCCAGCAAGGCUGCUGAGGAAUUUAUAGUGAGCCAAAAUAGGCCAAAAGCUACUCGUAUAACCCGUGUUAUUCAAGGAUAUGAGACGCAUUCAUUCAAAUCAAACUUUGGUACCUGGCCAGCUGGGUCAGCUCCUGGCGCUGAAGAGGGAAGAGGAAAAGUUGCAGCUUUGCUGAAGCAACAAGGUGGUGGUGUCAAGGGUGCGGCAAAAAGUGCUCCUGUCAAUGAGGAAGUCCCACCUUUGCUUGAAGGAGGUGGAAAGAUGGAGGUGUGGUGCAUCAAUGAUAGUGCAAAGACUCCAGUGGCCAAGGAAGAUAUUGGUAAAUUUUAUAGUGGAGAUUGCUACAUCAUUCUUUACACCUAUCACUCAGGUGAUAGGAAAGAAGAUUUCCUAUUGUACUGUUGGUUUGGAAAAGAUAGCAUAGAGGAAGACCAGCAAAUGGCUUUUCGGUUGACCAAUACAAUGUCCAACUCCUUGAAAGGAAGACCAGUUCAGGGUCGUAUUUUUCAAGGAAAGGAGCCACCACAAUUCAUUGCACUUUUUCAGCCAAUGGUAGUUCUUAAGGGUGGUUUGAGCUCUGGGUACAAGAAAUACAUACAAGAGAAAGGAGUGACGGAUGAAACUUAUGCGUUAGAUACUGUCGCACUCUUUCGGAUAUCUGGAACUUUAGUUCAUAACAACAAGGCAGUACAAGUAGAUUCGGUGGCAACAUCUUUGAAUUCUACAGAGUGCUUCCUUCUGCAAUCUGGCUCUUCUGUUUUCACAUGGCAUGGGAGUCAAAGUACCUUUGAGCAGCAGCAAUUAGCUGCAAAAAUUGCUGAAUUUUUGAAGCCAGGAGUUACUUUAAAAUAUGCUAAAGAGGGAACAGAAAGUUCAGCAUUCUGGUUUCCACUUGGAGGCAAACAAAGUUACUCCAGCAAAAAAGCUCCCCCAGAAAUUGCCAGAGAUCCUCACCUGUUCACUUUCUCAUUCAAUAAAGGAAAAUUUCAGGUUGAGGAAGUUUACAACUUUUCCCAAGAUGACCUUUUGACUGAGGAUAUUUUGAUACUUGAUACGCAUGCCGAAGUUUUUGCUUGGGUUGGUCAAUCUGUAGACCCCAAAGAAAAGCAGAACACUUUUGACAUUGCCCAGAAAUACAUAGAAAUGGCUGCAUCUCUUGAUGGUUUGGCUCCAAAGGUGCCACUCUACAAGGUUACUGAGGGAAAUGAACCAUCAUUUUUCACAACAUUCUUUUCAUGGGAUUCUACAAAAGCUGUGAUUGCAGGAAACUCAUUCCAAAAGAAGGCAGCACUGCUUUUUGGUGUAGGCCACAAUGCUGCGGAGGACAAGUCCAACGGAAAUCAAGGAGGACAUACUCAAAGGGCUUCUGCUUUAGCUGCAUUAUCUUCUGCUUUUAACCCUUCUUCUGGGAAGUCAUCCCCUAGAAGCCAAGAUAGGUCCAAUGGAGGACCAACACAAAGAGCUUCAGCUUUGGCUGCCUUGAACUCUGCAUUUAGUUCAUCAUCUGGACCCAAAACUCCUUCAAGGACACCAGGUCAGGGAUCUCAAAGAGCUGCAGCUGUAGCUGCUCUGUCGUCAGUUCUUACUGCUGAAAAGAAGAAAACGCCUGAAGGCUCUCCUUCAGCCACUCCUCCCCCAGGAACUAGCCCUCAUGCUGCAGGGAAGAGUGAUAAUUCACUUGCAGAUGAAGUUAAGGAAACUGAGGAAGAUACAUCUGUAUCUGAAGGUAUUGGGGAGGAUUCUGAGCCAAAAGAAGACACGGAGCAGGAUGAUGGAACCACUGACAGUACAUUCAGUUAUGAUCAACUGAAGGUUCAUUCAGAGAAUCCUGUUACUGGAAUUGAUUUUAAACGGAGAGAGGCCUAUCUGUCAGUGGAAGAUUUCGAGACUAUAUUUGGAAUGGCAAAAGCUGAAUUCUAUAAAAUGCCAAAAUGGAAGCAGGACAUUCAGAAGAAGAAAGCUGAUUUAUUUUAGAGAUCGCAUCCAUCAAAACGAAGGCUCUGCUUUCUUAUGCUCUUACACUACUUUAUUCAUUAUCUUCACUCCACUGCUCCCAAAAAAUUGCAGUUUCCUCGGUCCACCUUGCCUGGCUUUGCUUUGUCUAGCAUUUCAGUAAUUUGUUCUUUGAUGAAUCUAUCAGUGAUUAGUAUCCAUAUUGGUUGGGAUUAUUAUGCCUGAAGAUUGAGUUUUGUCCUUGGUCUUUUUUGUUAUAACCUUCUGCUACCUCUUUGUAAUGAUUAGUUUUGCAGGUCCAUAUUCUUUCAUUUGGUCAGUAUUGCAAUCUCACUUGUGAUUUUUUUUUUUUUUUUUCAUUUGCUAAGAGGAAAGGGGGAGGUGCUAUUAUGUAUUUGCUUUUGUACUUGGAACUUCCAAUAUUCAGUAAUGAAAAUUUGUUUGGAAUAAA
Molecule: messenger RNA, 3848 nt
Organism: Manihot esculenta (cassava)
Lineage: Eukaryota; Viridiplantae; Streptophyta; Magnoliopsida; Malpighiales; Euphorbiaceae
Product: villin-2
Exons: 24
Coding region: 530-3418 (962 amino acids)
Biological process (GO): actin filament severing; cytoskeleton organization
Molecular function (GO): actin filament binding
Source: RefSeq, a predicted model, not a curated record